Cicer arietinum (chickpea) is the source of this 776-nucleotide messenger RNA. Its product is annotated as heavy metal-associated isoprenylated plant protein 39-like. The record is from RefSeq and is a predicted model, not a curated record. Gene Ontology annotation, molecular function: metal ion binding. Lineage: Eukaryota; Viridiplantae; Streptophyta; Magnoliopsida; Fabales; Fabaceae.
AACUUCACUCCAUAACUCCAUAACUCCAUAACUCCAUAACUUCAUCUCAUAUAGUUAUUUAUUCAACAAUUCUUGAUUAAUUACUUUCUCUUCCUUUUAAUUUCAACCGACAACAACAAUUCUCGAUUACUUGGUUAUCAUAAUUAAAUUUAGUAGAAAAUGAUGAAAGUAGUGUUGAAGGUGAAUUUAUAUGACGAAAGAAUCAAGCAAAAAGCUAUGAGGACUGUAUCUGGCCUUUCAGGGGUUGAGUCGAUUUCUGUGGACAUGAAAGACAAGAAAUUAACCUUAAUUGGAGACAUUGAUCCACUACAUGUAGUGAACAAACUAAGGAAGUGGUGUAAUACUGAAAUAGUUUUUGUUGGUCCAGCAAAAGAGGAGAAGAAGAAGGAAGAAUCUAAAGUAGAUGUUAAAAAGGAUCAAAUUAAAAUAAUUGAAGCUUAUCCUCAUUAUUAUCAUAUGCAACAAGCACAAUACACUCAAUAUUCUAUUGCAAGAGAUGAGCAAGAUCCUAUUGGUUGUGUCAUCUGUUGAAUUUCAUAACAUCUACCAUAAAGUGUGGCAUAAAGAGAGAGAGAAAUGUUGUCAUUUCUUUUUAUUUAAUUUUUUUUCCUCAUGAUUUAUAUUUUCUUUUGUUUACAAUGAGGUUGUAACAUGUUGGAAAAAAUGGAAGUUUGUGCAAAAAGAGCAAGGUAUUCAUUGUUUUAUUUUAGUAUGGACAAGUAAGAUAUUUUUACGAUCAUUGAUUUAAUAAUUAAACAAGUAGACCGUUGAGAUGA